CUUAGUGCGGGCGGCUUGACAGCUCUCAGCUCCGUUAGCUGAGUUUGUCUCCGGUGGAUGUCCACGCUGCCUCCGUGGAUGCUGCUUUCCGGGACUCCCUCCUCCGACAUGGACGCCACCAUGUUCCGGCUGCGGUCGUUCGUCCACCGGCGACUGUACGCGGCGGCGGAGGAGAUCCUGGGGGAGGUGGAGAAGACCAUCACGUUAGCUGUGCACGAAGCCGAAGUUGGUCGAUCCGAAGAGGCUGAAAGUCUGCGGCACCAGCUGGGCCUCCUGCGACGCACGGCAGAACUUCCAUGUGAAACCCCACCGCUGCAAGAGAACCAAAGACCCUCCACACCAGAGCAAUCCAGCUUCAGCCCCGAGCUCCCAGGACCUUCUAAAUCUGCUGCAGAUCUGUGCAGCAACAACUGGAACUUCUGCUCAGCCGAGACGGAUUUGAAGCAGAUUAAAGAGGAGCAGGAGGAACUUCAGGACGAGAGUGAAACAUCUGAAGCUGCCUUUCGGCCUCCUGAAAAUGUGAAAAGCGAGAAGCUGGAGGCACAAGUGUCUUAUGCAAUGCAGCCGGUUUCUUCAGACUGCUCUGCAGCACCGAGCAGCGACGAGGAGCUGGUGAGCAGCAAAGGAAAAGAGGCAGAAAUGAUGAAACAGGAGGUGAAGGUUUUGCAAGGAAGAAGCGGCGGCAACAACAAGAACGGCCAAGCUGCUUUUAAGAGUCAUUCCGCUAAAGGCCAGAAAGAUCGCAGCUUUUGCCAUCUGUGCGGAAAAGGAUUUCAGUACAUCGGCUCUUUGAUGAAGCACAUAAAAACCCACGAGGGCAAAACUAACUGCAGCUUCUGCGGGACGACUCAGCAGUCCACGAAGGAGCUGGUGACCCAUCUGAAAGGAUGCCACAGCAAGGCGUAUGUUUGUGACAUCUGCGGGAAGACUUUCUCCAACAAACGUUGUCUCCGGCUACAUGAAAAAAUACACACAGGCCUGAAGGAGUUCGUGUGCCAAGAAUGCGGGAAAACGUUCCACCGCCGAGAGCAUCUCAUCGUACACGUGAGGACUCAUUCCGGGGAGAAACCGUAUCACUGUGACAUCUGCGGGAAAGCGUUCAGUCAGAGCCAGAACCUCACCAUUCACAAGAGGAGUCAUUCGGGGGAGAGACCGUACCAUUGCGGCCUGUGCGGGAAACUUUUCAACACCAGCAGCCACCUGAAGACGCACAUGAGAUACCACUCAGGGGAGAAACCGUAUCCGUGUGAUAUCUGCGGGAAACGUUUCCGUCAGAGUGGACAGAUGACGAGACACAGGACCACCCAUACGGGAGAGAGGCCUUACGCCUGCCAUCUCUGCGGCAUGAGGUACAGGUUUGCACCGAAUCUUAAGGUGCACUUGCAGACUCACGAUAAGGCGGCUGCUGCAUCUCAACAGUGAAAUUUACCAGAAAGCUUUACAUGCACAGCGUAACUCGGAUUUAUUCACUGAGGGGAGGGACGACAUGCAGCAUCCAAUGAGUUCAUCUACAAAUCAUGUUAUAUUUAUUAACUGUAACCUGUCAGAAAGUUAUGUAUUUGACAGAAGCAGCCUCAGAAAUAACAUUUUAGUUACUCAAAGCUGCCACAGAAAUACGAUGGAGUCAUUAAAUAUAAUUAAAAACACUUUAAAUUAAAGCUGCAAGCAGCGUUGGUUGGGUCCUCACAUCCUUGCUGGUCAGCGAAUCCAAGCAUGUCCACCAGGUGGUGCUGCGACUGAGAGUGUAAAACGGCUGAUGGCCUUGUUGAUGGCGAUCUAUCAAAACUGUCCACCAGGUGGCGCUAUCACUGUGAAUGUAUAUCAGCCUAGCUAUGUUAUCAGGGCCAGACUGAUCACACAGGUAAAGUUAGAGGCAGAUUGGAGCAUGUACAGGCCAGUUACACAGCACUUCCUGUUUCAUGGUGACCCCUCCACCAGGUGGCGCUCUCUCUGUGACUGUAUUUUAGUCUAUAGAAUUCAUCAGGGCCAGACUGUGAUCACACAUGUAAAGUUAGAGGCAGACUGGAGCAUGUACAGGCCAGUUACACAACACUUCCUGUUUCAUCACCAACUGUCGAAAUCCCAUCAGCUGCCAUUUCCACACCCUCAGACAUUUGCGGAGCAUUUUAAUAAUUUUUGAUCACUCAUGCCUGGUGUACAUCGUGGCCAAAUUUGAGCUCUGUCAAGGUUACCCUGUUUGAGUUUAUAGCUUUUGAAAAUGGGCAAAAAUUGGUUCAAAAUCGUCAAAAAUAUGUCACACAAUUCAAAAUGGCCAACUUCCUGUUGUGUUUUAGAUAUAGAUAUUUAGACAUUUUUGUGCAUCUUGACGAGUUACAUAUGUGUUCUAAAUUUCAUAGCUGUCGGUGGCACGUCCUGGUCGUAGAGCCUGUUUGAAAUUUUGGCUUACACCUAUGCAACGUCCAAAAAAUAGCUUAUUUUUCGCUGGUCCUGAUGUGUGUGCAAAUUUUCACGCAUUUUCAAGUAUUUUUAGGCCUUCAAAAUUGUGAUUCAAAAAACGGUAGAAAAAAUAAAAAGAAGAAACCCAUGGAUUGGUGCUCAGACCUUAAUUAUGCAGACUGAUUAAACCUCUGCUUAAAAUCUCAGCACAUGAAGUCUUCUCUGAUUAACCUGGAAGUCGGCCUGUAAACCCAAGCAGUUUAUUUAAUUCUGUGAUUAUACAUCAGCUCUGUCAGCCUCUACUGCAGAGUUCAAACUGAUUUCCCCUCGUCUUUUUCCUCGAAUCUGGUCCGAGCUGAUGUUUGCUGCAGAUUAUUUGCAGAUGUGAGUGGCUUAAGAUCUGAUCUUAAACCUCCUGAACUGAUGCAGACUCAGGGGUCGAUAUUUAGGGGUGAAGAUCUGGAAGAUUAUCGAGUAAAGCAGCAGAUACUGUUAUCAAACAUCACAUUAACUGUAGCUACAGGUAAUAAAAGUGAUAAAAUCUCACCUCCACAACCUUUUUUCUCAUUCAGGAUUGUUUAGUCUUGCUUUAGCUUGACGUCAAAAUCAUUUUGUGAGAUCUUAAUGCCCAAAGAAACUAAGCAAGAAUAAUUUCCAGUGUGCACAAAGUCACCUCCCACAGCUGCAAAAGGGAAAUUUCUCAGCAUAGUUUUGCAUUUUAUAAAAAUCCAUCAAGAGAUUUAUGUUACAUUUGCUAAAAAUACAGCAGUGACAAACAAUCCUGAGCUGUUCUGUCUUCAAAUUGGAAAAUAGAAGAUGCUUUUAUUUCCCCAAAAACAUUAUUUAAUGUUGCAUUAUUUAAACCCGGGAUGUCAACGAUUUUUUAGUUCAGGUUCCACAUUCAGCCCAAUUUGAUCUCCAGUGAUCCGGAGCAGUAAAAUCACAGCAUAAUAACCAAUAAAUAACCACAACUCCAAAUUUGUAUUUUAGUGCAAAACAGUACAUUCUGAAAAUGUUCAAAUUUAAGGAAAUAUCUUUUUACAAAACAUAAGUUAAAAAAUAAGUAACAUGCCUCAGUUCAUUUCCACAUUACAACUUACAGAUCACAGAGUAUCAGCAAAGGAACACAACAUUUAGCCUCAGGUAUCUGGAACUGAACAAUAUCGUAUUUUACUUUAUGAUCAAAGCCACAAAAGUCAGACGAAAAGCAAGAAAAACAAGACAAAAUAUUACAAAAAUGAGACACAAAAUGACAAAAAUUAGACAUAAAAUGACAAAAAAUUUGAUACCAAAUGACAAAAAAACAACAAAAACAAGACAAAAUAUUCAAAAAUGAGACACAAAAUCACAAAAAUGAGUCAUAAAAUGGCAAAAAUGACACAAAAUGGCACAAACGAGACAAAAAAACAAGCCAAAGUAUUGCAAAAAUGAGACAUGAAACAACAAACGUGAGAAACAAAACGACAAAAAAUGAGACAACACAAAAGACAAAAAAUUUAUCAAAAGAGUUACAAAGCAGCAAAAACAGACACAAAACAACAAAAACAAGUCAAAAAAUUACACAAAUGACACAAACGAGACAAAAAAUGACAAAAACGAGAAACAAAACAACAAAAAUGUGAGACAAACAAGUCAAACAAAAAAAAGACAAUAUUACAAAAAUUAGACACAAAGUGACAAAAGAACAAUGAACAAUCUAGUAUUUUACUUUAUGAUCAAAACAACUUGUCAUGGUCUAGAAAUUAUUUUAAAUUUAUAGUUUUACAAAUUUACAAUUUGCAGUUAAUGUCUUUCUGUAAUUUCUACACUUUACAAAUUGGACCAGAUUGGACCCUUUGGUGGGCCGGUUUUGGCCCGCGGGCCGCAUGUUUGACACCCCUGAUUUAAACACACAAUCAGACAGACUAAAGGUAGAUUAUUAAAUAAAAUUUGCUGCAUGUGAACUUAGUCCCUCCCCUCGUUGUCGCACAAACACAUCUGUUGUGAUGUUUUUAUACGGUAUUUUUUCAAAAAUAUAGAAGAGCUGAUUUACCCGUUUGAAAUAGAUUCAUUGACUCAUUUAGGUUUCUGUAGGCUGCUAAAGAUUGUUGGUAAUUACCUGAUUAGCUGAUGGAUUGAUCCAUCUCUGCAGCUCUUAUUUUCAUACAUGUCAUGUGUGUGUUUUUACAUAUUGACCCGUGUCGUGUCUUCUUGUGGUGAGACCAAAUUUGUUGGAUAAUAAAGUUUAAUAUGCUGUAAA
Amphiprion ocellaris (clown anemonefish) is the source of this 4636-nucleotide messenger RNA. RefSeq names its product zinc finger protein 568-like. Gene Ontology annotation, cellular component: nucleus. The transcript is spliced from 2 exons. Bases 58 to 1422 code for a protein of 454 amino acids. Gene Ontology annotation, biological process: regulation of transcription by RNA polymerase II; central nervous system development. Gene Ontology annotation, molecular function: RNA polymerase II cis-regulatory region sequence-specific DNA binding; DNA-binding transcription factor activity, RNA polymerase II-specific. NCBI's taxonomy places the organism in Eukaryota, Metazoa, Chordata, Actinopteri, Pomacentridae. The record is from RefSeq and is a predicted model, not a curated record.